Fusarium sp. VM40 is the source of this 1497-nucleotide messenger RNA. Lineage: Eukaryota; Fungi; Ascomycota; Sordariomycetes; Hypocreales; Nectriaceae. The record is from the annotation of a GenBank genome assembly.
AUGGAAUCCCUCUCAGACACCCUGUGGGAUGUAGUGAUCAGCGGCACUGGGUUACAACAGUCCCUUCUCGCCCUAGCUUUGUCGCGUUCAGGCAAGAAUAUCCUUCACGUCGAUCCGAACGACUUCUACGGAGGCAGCGAAGCCGCUUUUAGUCUUCAGGAGGCGGAUGAGUGGGCUGAGAAGAACCAGGCGGCUGAUGCCUCGCGAUUAUUCUCCUCGGCAGAGGUGAAGCGAGACGCGGACGCAUUGGCCUCUACGCGAUCCUACAGCCUGGCGCUCGCGCCUCAGCUUGUCCAUUCGCGAUCGAAGUUGGUAACUCAGCUUGUCGAUUCGAAAGCCUUUCGCCAGAUUGAAUUUCUCGCUGUCGGUUCUUUCUACAUCUACCAGCCACCUUCGGAUUCUUCGUCGACGCCCUCACUUAGUCGGAUACCCUCGACCCGCGAGGAUGUUUUCACCAACACCUCAAUCCCAGCUCGGUCCAAGCGGUCUUUGAUGAAGUUUCUCAAGUUUGUGCUUGAUUUCAAUUCGGAGCCUCAAAUCGAUACGUGGCAGUCGCAUGCUGAUGAGGACCUGGCACAGUUCUUGGCCUCGGAGUUCAAGCUUGAUCAUGCCCUCCAGUCUUACAUCAUCACACUGACCUUGAGUCAUGAUGACAAGAUUUCGGUCAAAGAUGGCUUGACUUCGAUCAACCGACACUUGUCAUCUAUGGGUGUUUUCGGUCCUGGUUUUGCUGCGGUCUGUCCUAAAUGGGGCGGCUUGUCAGAGGUGGCUCAAGUGGGUUGCCGAGCCGCUGCUGUUGGUGGCGCAGUUUACAUGCUGGGUUCUGGUAUCCGGAACUUGCAAAGACCUGAGUCUGAUCAAGCUGAAGCACCAUUGAAUCUGUCGUUUACCAACGAUCUCGAUGUGAAGGCUAAGCUUGUGGUUCAAGGUACUGAGACGACUGACCCUAGUAGUACUCGAAUCAGCAGACUCACUGCCGUGACAAAGUCAGAUCUGUCACCGGUCUUCGAGCUGCUUACUGAUGGCGCUCCCACGCCUGCUGUUGCAGUAGUGGCUUUCCCCAAAGGCUCGGUCUCCGGUGAGGAUGAGAGUCCUUCCGAGUUUCCGGUCUAUGCGAUGGUACACUCAAGCGACACCGGGGAGUGCCCCUCUGGACAAUAUGUCGUUUAUCUCAGUACCGUCUGUACCUCAUCCGCGAAAUCGGUUCUGGAUAAAGCUCUUCUGUCUCUGCUUGCUGCCGUGUCGAAUGGCAAAGACGUGACUGCGCCUAUCUAUCAGCUAUAUUAUGAACAGAGUAAUGGAACAAAUACUCUGAGCGUAGACCGCAACAUUGCUACAUUCUCAGCAACACCGUUGAACCUUGCUUUCGAUGACUCGAUCCUCGACCCUGUCUACGAGGCAUGGCAGUUGGUCAACAGCGACUUGAAAGAUCAGCCUGUUGACUACAUGAAGUUUGAAGACCGGGAGAGCGGAAUAGACGAUGAUCUCUACGAUUAG